AUGGUGUCGCCAAUUCUCCCUCGUUUUAUCGGUCGUACGGCCUCCAGAGCUACGCUGGGCGCCCGGAGACAGUUUGUGCCAGUUGCGGCAUGGCGAGCAGCGUCCACUAAACACCCUAAAGGCUUCACUCCCCCGACAGAUGAGGAGCUGAACGAGCUCCGGGACACCGUCCGAGAGUUUGCCAAGCGCGAGAUACCAGAGGAGGUCGCUGCCCGGACGGACCAGCAGAACCAGUUCCCUCCGGAGAUGUGGAAGAAGUUUGGCGAAGCCGGAUUCUUGGGUAUCACCGCUGAGGAGACUUACGGUGGUCUUGGAAUGGGCUACCAGGCACACUGUAUCGUCAUGGAGGAGCUUAGUCGUGCAUCAGGAAGCAUUGCUCUCUCGUAUGCCGCCCACUCGCAGCUCUGCGUCAACCAGCUGUGCCUCAAUGGCUCGGCAGAGCAGAAGGAGCGCUUCCUACCCGGUCUCAUCUCCGGAGAGAAGAUUGGUGCCCUCGCCAUGUCCGAACACUCGGCCGGCUCUGACGUCGUGAGCAUGAAGACCAAGGCCAAGGCUGUCGAUGGUGGAUUCGUGCUCAAUGGCACCAAGAUGUGGAUUACCAACGGCCCUGACGCCGACUUCAUCGUCGUGUACGCCAAAACCGAACCCGAUGCCGGCUCAAAGGGUAUCACAGCCUUCGUGGUUGAGAAGAACUUCAAGGGCUUCUCGUGUGCCCGCAAGCUCGACAAGCUCGGCAUGCGUGGAUCCAACACUGGUGAACUCAUCUUCGAGGACGUCUUUGUCCCACACGCCAACGUCCUAGGAAACCUCAACAAGGGUGUCAGAGUGUUGAUGGAGGGACUCGACCUUGAGCGUCUUGUUCUUAGCGCUGGACCACUAGGUAUCAUGCAAGCAUGUCUCGACCUUGUACUUCCAUACACGCACACCCGCACACAGUUCGGUAUGCCCAUCGCCCACAACCAGCUCAUCCAGGGAAAGCUGGCAGAUAUGUACACCAAGCUCGCUGCCUCGCGGGCCUUCACCUACACCACCGCCCGGUCCGUCGACCAGUCCGCCGUCUCCGCUGAAGGGACUCAAGUCCGAACACAAGAUUGUGCUGGCGCCAUCCUGUAUGCUGCUGAGCGUGCGACAGAGUGCACCCUUGACGCAAUCCAGCUCAUGGGUGGUAACGGAUACAUCAACGAGAUCCCAGCCGGAAGGCUACUGAGGGAUGCCAAGUUAUACGAGAUUGGCGCGGGCACCAGCGAGAUCAGACGAAUGGUAAUUGGCAGAGCGUUCAACAAGGAAUUUUCUUAA
Messenger RNA from Arthroderma uncinatum, 1296 nucleotides. RefSeq names its product isovaleryl-CoA dehydrogenase. Gene Ontology annotation, biological process: L-leucine catabolic process. The record is from RefSeq and is a predicted model, not a curated record. Gene Ontology annotation, molecular function: 3-methylbutanoyl-CoA dehydrogenase activity; flavin adenine dinucleotide binding. The transcript has 6 exons. Bases 1 to 1296 code for a protein of 431 amino acids. Lineage: Eukaryota; Fungi; Ascomycota; Eurotiomycetes; Onygenales; Arthrodermataceae.